Acipenser ruthenus (sterlet) is the source of this 10416-nucleotide messenger RNA. Its product is annotated as voltage-dependent N-type calcium channel subunit alpha-1B. NCBI's taxonomy places the organism in Eukaryota, Metazoa, Chordata, Actinopteri, Acipenseriformes, Acipenseridae. The transcript has 51 exons. Gene Ontology annotation, cellular component: membrane; neuronal cell body; voltage-gated calcium channel complex. The record is from RefSeq and is a predicted model, not a curated record. The coding region runs from base 449 to 7954 and encodes 2501 amino acids. Gene Ontology annotation, biological process: calcium ion import across plasma membrane; chemical synaptic transmission. Gene Ontology annotation, molecular function: high voltage-gated calcium channel activity.
UGCACAUCAGAAGCCUCUUGAACGGUGUGUCAGCAGGCAGUUAGUUGUUUGAACUGCACACUGUUUGCCCCCUUCCUGUUUUUUUCCCUGUCUGGCCCUGGUUUAAUGUGUUAUGCUGAUCUCGUCUCUUCACAGUGAGAAACGUUCCUUUGUUGUUUAGUUUUGAUAAACUUACUUAUUGGGGUGGCAGGAAAUGGCCUUUCCGUGGGACUGGAGCCAAAUCAGGAAGCUUCAGAUUUUCUUUAUUUUUCCCAAAAAACACUUUCAGCAAAUCCCAUCCUCUCCUAUUUCGCUAUGAAAUGCACCAGCACUGUGGGCUGGAGCUGAAGACUGCAGUAGACUUUUGGGGGAGUUGAAGUGAUCCUUUUGUAAUAUAUUAAUAAUAAUAAAUAAAUAGUAAUAUUUGGAGUCGCCUUACAAGAAUUCUCUAAUUUGAUCCAGACUCGAGAUGAACCAGAAAAGGCUCAACAGAUACUCCAAAUGGGACGAGAGGAGGUCAACCGUGGUCUAUGGCCUGCGCUCCGUUGCAUUCAACAGCUUGAACAUGUUAACCCUCGGGGUAGAGUACGGAACUUGGGCCAGGGAGACGAAGAGUACUUCUGUGGACCAGGCUAGCCAGCGGGACAGACAGCGGGGUGAGGAGACCGACGGAUCGGAGGUUGUGACCGUCUCCGCGGCGGAAGGGACGCAGGUCUUGCCCGAUAAGAGGUCUCACAGCAGCUCCUUCACGCAGCGGCCUGGGACGGAUUUUCAGUCUGCGUGCGUGCAACCGGCCAACGAGGCGGGUCAAGGGAGGUUCGGUUCUGCCAUGAACCUGCCGGACAUGAUAAAGAUUCACGAGGAAUACAAAGUUCACGUCUCCGAGAUAUUUCAACCCUGGAGCAGCAGAAUGGCUCGCUUCGGAGACGACCUACCAACCCGCUAUGGAGGCGGCGGUCCGGCCGGCGCUGGGAGAGGGGGAAGCCGGCAGGGAGGCCCCCAAGUCGCGCCAAGGAUGUACAAGCAGUCGAUGGCUCAAAGGGCCAGGACUAUGGCUCUCUACAACCCCAUCCCUGUCAAACAAAACUGUUUUUCGGUUAACAGAUCCCUCUUCAUCUUUAGCGAAGACAAUAUCAUACGAAAAUAUGCCAAACGAAUAACCGAGUGGCCUCCAUUUGAAUACAUGAUUCUAGCCACAAUCAUAGCAAACUGCAUCGUCCUGGCGUUGGAACAGCACCUACCAGCAAGGGAUAAGACACCGAUGUCAGCGAGACUGGACGACACAGAACCCUACUUCAUUGGAAUAUUUUGUUUUGAAGCUGGCAUAAAGAUCAUUGCCCUGGGCUUUGCCUUUCACAAAGGCACCUACCUGCGGAAUGGCUGGAACGUCAUGGAUUUCGUAGUCGUCCUGACCGGUAUUUUGGCCACAAUCGGGGCAGACUUUGAUCUAAGGACCUUAAGAGCUGUCAGAGUGCUACGGCCGCUGAAACUCGUGUCAGGGAUUCCAAGUCUCCAGGUGGUCCUGAAGUCUAUCAUGAAGGCGAUGGUGCCCCUGCUGCAGAUCGGGAUGCUGCUCUUCUUCGCUAUCGUCAUGUUCGCCAUCAUCGGCUUGGAGUUCUACAUGGGCAAGUUCCACAAGACCUGCUUCAGCAAUGAAACAGGUGAGCAGGUGGUAGAUUACCCCUGCGGCACCGAGCCCCCUGCAAGGACCUGUCCCGUCGGCUCAGAGUGCAGGGAGUACUGGAUCGGACCCAACUUCGGCAUCACCAACUUCGACAACAUCCUGUUCGCAGUGCUCACCGUCUUCCAGUGUAUCACCAUGGAGGGCUGGGUGGAGAUCCUGUACAGUGCGAAUGACGCUGCAGGAAACACAUGGAACUGGCUGUACUUCAUCCCGCUCAUCAUCAUCGGCUCCUUUUUCAUGCUCAACCUGGUGCUGGGAGUGCUGUCCGGAGAGUUUGCUAAAGAGCGCGAGCGAGUGGAGAAGAGGAGGGAGUUCCUGAAGCUCCGCAGGCAGCAGCAGAUCGAACGAGAGCUGAACGGGUACCUGGAGUGGAUCUGCAAGGCAGAGGAAGUUAUGUUAGCUGAAGAAGAUAAGAACGCAGAGGAGAAAUCUCCCUUGGAUGUUUUGAAAAGAGCGAAAACGAAGAAGAGCAAGAACGACCUGAUCCACGCGGAGGAAGGGGAGGACCACUUCACUGACAUCACGUCCAUGGGAUCUCCGUUCGCACGAGCCAGCCUGAAGAGCGGGAAGAACGAAAGCUCCUCCUACUUCAGGCGCAAGGUGAAGAGGUUCCGAUUCUUUAUUCGCCGCAUGGUGAAGGCGCAGAGCUUCUACUGGGCAGUCCUCUGCGUGGUGGCCCUCAACACUCUCUGUGUGGCCAUCGUGCACUACGACCAGCCGCAGUGGCUCACCGACGCACUGUAUUUCGCCGAGUUUGUUUUCCUGGGGCUGUUUCUGACCGAGAUGACUUUGAAAAUGUACGGGCUGGGCCCACGGAACUACUUUCACUCCUCGUUUAACUGUUUCGAUUUUGGGGUGAUCAUAGGCAGUAUUUUUGAGGUGAUCUGGACUGCAGUGAAGCCCGGAGCUUCGUUUGGUAUUAGUGUGCUGAGAGCUCUGAGACUGCUGAGGAUUUUCAAAGUGACAAAGUACUGGAACUCUCUGCGUAACCUGGUCGUGUCUCUGCUCAACUCCAUGAAGUCCAUCAUCAGCCUGCUCUUCCUGCUCUUCCUCUUCAUCGUGGUCUUCGCUCUGCUGGGCAUGCAGCUCUUCGGCGGACAUUCCAAGACGCCGGACACGGGUUCCAACAGGUUUAAUUUCGAGGAGGAAACGCCAACAACAAAUUUCGAUACAUUUCCUGCCGCGAUUCUCACGGUCUUUCAGAUCCUGACCGGUGAGGACUGGAAUGCAGUGAUGUAUCAUGGGAUUGAAUCCCAAGGUGGCGUCCGCAAAGGAAUGUUCUCGUCCAUCUAUUUCAUCAUCCUCACCUUGUUCGGUAACUACACGCUGCUCAAUGUCUUCUUGGCCAUUGCUGUUGACAACUUGGCCAAUGCACAGGAACUAACAAAGGACGAGGAAGAACUGGAAGAGCAAACCAAUCAGAAACUUGCCCUCCAGAAGGCCAAGGAGGUAGCAGAAGUCAGCCCCAUGUCGGUCACUAACAUUUCCAUCGCAGCUUUUGUAAAGCAAACUCGAGGUGCUCUAUCUCGCAGCUCGUCCGUCUCCAGCGUUAAUUCACCCAGGGAGCAGCAGAAGGCGAUGAAGCUGAUGUCGGUGUGGGAGCAGCGCACCACGCAGAUCCGGAGGCACAACCUGCAGGCGAGCUGCGAGGCUCUGUACAACGAGCUGGACCCCGAGGAACGCAUGCGACUCUCCUCCUUGCUGCACAUCCGACCCGACAUGAAGACGCACCUGGACCGCCCCCUGGUGGUGGAGCCCCGCAACAAUGUGGGGGAGGCAGCAGAGAAACCCCCGGCCCAGGAAACCACCGACACGGCCCCCAGGAAACACCACCGCCACCGGGACAAAUCGGCCGAGCAGCAGCAGGACAAAACCGAAGUGACCAACGAGAACGGAGAGUCCAACGGGAAAGAGGGGAGGCAUCGCUCCCACCACAGCCGGAGCAAAGAACUGGAAGGCAAGGAGGGGAAGAGCGAGCGCAGCCGGAGCAGGGAAGGGGGGAAGAGGCACCACCACCAGGUCUCUGUGGAGGAGGGAGCGGAGAAGGAGCACAGGAGGCACCGGUCUCACCGGCACUCCGCCGAGCGCCAGGCCAAGGAGGGCAACGGCACCAUCAACAACGGGAAGGGAGAGAGGCGCCCCCGGCACAAGGACGGUUCUCGAUCCACCAACAAAGAGGGAGAGGCAGGAACCAAGGGGGAGAACGGGGAGCGGCCAGAGAAACGCCACAAGCACCGCUCCAAAGCCAUGUCCACUUACGAGGGGGAGGAGAGGAAGGAGAACGGGGAGAAGGAGGGAGAGGCUGGGGAGAAGGAGCGCAAGAACCACUUGCCAAAGGAGAAUCAGGCUGAGACAGAGCCAGGAACCCUGGCCUCCACACCCCUGCAAGCCCCAGGCAGCCUGAAGCCAGUGGAGGAGAAGCCAGAAGACUCGGACAACCAGAAGAAUGUGAAGCGAACGAUGCAAACGAUGGACAACACCAACACUGUGCACAUCCCCGUCACCAUCACGGCACCGCCUGGGGAGACCACCGUCAUACCCAUCAACAACAUUGAUUUCGAAACUUUGGCAAAAACUCAAGAGAAAAAGAACCUGGAAGAUCUCACCAGAAACGGACCGAAGCAAAUCCUGCCCUACAGCUCCAUGUUUGUGUUCACUCCAUCCAACCCUGUGCGGAGGCUGUGCCACUACAUUGUGAACCUGCGCUACUUCGAGAUGUGCAUCCUGGUGGUGAUCGUCAUGAGCAGCAUCGCCCUGGCAGCCGAGGAUCCAGUGGAGGCCGAGGCUCCCAGAAACAAGGUCCUCAAAUAUCUGGACUACGUUUUCACAGGAGUCUUCACGUUUGAAAUGGUGAUCAAGAUGAUCGAUUUGGGCCUGUUGCUUCACCCCGGGUCUUAUUUCCGAGACUUGUGGAACAUUCUGGAUUUCAUUGUAGUCAGUGGUGCCUUGGUAGCGUUUGCCUUUUCAGGAACCAAAGGAAAGGACCUCAACACAAUCAAAUCCCUGCGAGUACUCCGAGUCCUCCGGCCAUUGAAGACGAUCAAGCGAUUGCCCAAACUGAAGUCGGUGUUUGACUGUGUGGUAAACUCUCUGAAGAACGUGCUCAACAUCCUGAUUGUCUACAUGCUCUUCAUGUUAAUCUUCGCUGUCAUCGCCGUGCAGCUCUUCAAAGGGAAGUUCUUCUACUGCACCGACGAGUCCAAGGAGCUCGAGAAGGACUGCAGGGGUCAGUUUUUGGAUUACGAGAAGGACGAAGUGGACGCACAGCCCCGGGAGUGGAAGAAAUAUGAUUUCCAUUAUGACAACGUGUUGUGGGCCUUCCUGACGCUCUUCACUGUCUCAACGGGAGAGGGCUGGCCAACCGUCCUGAAGCACUCUGUGGAUGCCACCUAUGAAGACCAGGGUCCCAGCCCCGGCUUCCGCAUGGAGAUGUCCAUCUUCUACGUAGUCUACUUCGUGGUCUUCCCCUUCUUCUUUGUCAACAUCUUUGUGGCUUUGAUCAUCAUCACCUUUCAGGAGCAGGGUGACAAAGUGAUGUCGGAGUGCAGCCUGGAGAAGAACGAGAGGGCCUGUAUUGACUUUGCCAUGAGUGCCAGGCCUCUGACCCGCUACAUGCCCCAGAACAAGCAGGCCUUCCAGUACAAGAUGUGGAAGUUUGUGGUGUCUCCCCCCUUCGAGUAUUUCAUCAUGGCCAUGAUCGCCCUCAACACUGUGGUGCUCAUGAUGAAGUUCCACGGAGCCCCCGAUGUAUAUGAAGCCAUGCUGAAAUACCUGAACGUUGUGUUUACAGCUCUCUUCUCCUUGGAGUGUAUUCUGAAGAUCAUAGCGUUUGGUCCACUGAAUUACUUAAAGGAUGCCUGGAACGUGUUUGACUUUGUCACGGUACUGGGAAGUGUCACUGACAUUCUGGUCACCGAAAUUAAAAAUAAACUGAUCAACCUGAGUUUCCUGCGGCUGUUCCGAGCGGCGAGACUGAUCAAACUGCUCCGGCAGGGCUACACCAUCCGCAUCCUGCUGUGGACCUUCGUCCAGUCCUUCAAGGCUCUGCCCUACGUCUGCCUCCUCAUCGCCAUGCUGUUCUUCAUAUAUGCCAUCAUUGGAAUGCAAGUGUUUGGAAACAUUGCUCUGAAUGGUGAUACCUCAAUCAACCAUCACAACAACUUCCGAACUUUUUUCCAGGCUCUUAUGCUGCUGUUCAGGAGCGCUACGGGGGAGGCCUGGCACGAGAUCAUGCUGUCUUGUCUGAGUAAACGUGACUGCGACGAGCGCUCAGGGUCAGACGGUAAAGAGUGCGGCAGCGACUUCGCCUACUUCUACUUUGUGUCCUUCAUCUUCCUCUGCUCUUUCCUGAUGCUGAACCUCUUUGUCGCUGUCAUCAUGGACAACUUUGAGUACCUGACUCGAGACUCCUCCAUCCUGGGGCCUCAUCACCUGGACGAGUUCAUCCGCGUCUGGGCAGAGUACGACCCUGCAGCCUGUGGGCGCAUCACUUACCUUGAUAUGUAUGAGAUGCUGCGACACAUGUCCCCACCCUUAGGACUGGGAAAGAAAUGUCCUGCCAGAGUCGCAUACAAGCGGCUUGUGAAAAUGAACAUGCCGAUCGCCGAAGACAACACUGUGCACUUCACCUCCACACUCAUGGCCCUGAUCAGAACCGCUCUGGAGAUCAAGCUGGCCUCAGGUGUGCCGAAUCAGCACCAGAGCGACGCCGAACUGAGGAAGGAAAUCUGCACAGUCUGGCCCAAUCUUUCUCAGAAGACGCUGGAUCUGUUGGUGACUCCUCACAAGCCUAACGAACUGACUGUGGGUAAGGUCUACGCAGCCCUGAUGAUCUUUGACUACUACAAGCAGAACAGGAUCAAGCGGAUCCAGCAGCAGCAGCAGCAGCAGCAGCAGCAACAGCAACAGCAGCAGCAGUCCGCAGGGGGACUGGCCCAGAACAAGACGGGCGCCCUCUUCCAGCCCAUGUUGCCGCUCACCUUCAUGCAAGACCAGAAGCCUCCUCUGAACAACGUGAAGCCCAGCUCUGCCUCGCUCAACAACGGGGGCGCACUGCCUGGACAGGAAGGGACUAGUAAGGAACCUCCAUACUGGGUGACGGAGCGCACUCAGGAAGUGUUUCAACGGAGCAGCAAGCGUACGAUCGAGAGAGGGCACUCUGAGGACACCCCAAACAGCGCCGGUGUGCAGGAGUCAGUGGAGAUGAGGAAGAUGGACUCCUAUGGGGAUCCUCAGCCUGGGCUAGAAAGCCAGGGCCGGGCAGCCUCCAUGCCACGGCUGACAGCAGAGACACAGAGGAGCAAGUCUCGAUCCCCGGGGAGUUACCUAGCACCGAUCCCGGACUCCAGUCCAAUGAAGCGCUCCGUGUCCACGCUGACCCCACAGCGCCCCCUGGAGGUGAUCCUGCAGGAUUACUCUCUGGAGCCCACGGCCCCCGACCGGACACACCACCACCACCACCACCACCACCACCGCUGCCACCGGCGCCGAGACAAGGACAGGAAGCAGCACUCGCUCGAGAGGUCCCCCAGCCGCCAGGCUAGCAAAGACGCAGGUACGCCCGGUGACCCAGCAUCCACCACCCUGCUAGGGGAGCCUGCGUCGCGGGACAGGGGGCGCGAGAGGGGGCGGUCCCACGAGAGGAAGCAUCACUCCUCUUCCUCGGAGAAGCAGCGAUACUACUCCUGCGACCGCUACGGGAGCCGAGACCACUCCCAGCCCAAAUCCAGCAACCCGAGCCGCUCCACCUCCCCCUGUGAGGGCCAGGACAGACAGGGCAGUGGUUCAGUUAGUGGGAGCCCGGUGAUGUUGAGCUCUGGUGCGAGCACCCCUUGCCGAGGACGCAGGCAGCUGCCUCAGACGCCCCUCACCCCCCGCCCUAACGUUACCUACAAGACGGCCAGCUCCUCCCCUGUGCAGUUCAGCGCCGGCUUGCCCAACUUCUCUCCGGCCCGGCUGAGUCGAGGCUUAUCCGAGCACAACGCUUUGCUGUGCGGAGACUCCCAGAACCAAUCCCACGUCGCUGUGACCCGCAUCGGCUCCGACCCUUACCUGGGACACAGGAACGAUUCUGAUGGGCCAGAAGACAUGCUGACCUUCGAGGAUGCUCUGGCCUCCAACAUGGGACGAGCCCCCAGGACUUCUUACGCGGUCUCCACCCCAACGCAGCCCCAGCAAAGCAGGGGGGUUCCCAACGGCUACCAUUAUGCUGUGGGUGUCAACGCGGGCCCCGGCUCGGGCACUAGGGGGCGCCGGUACUAUUACGAGGCGGACCAAGAUGAUUGGUGCUAGCAUGGCUUUAAAAACAAAGCAAGGUUCUUGCAGAGUUUUAUGCAUUCAGUGAAAAAAGAAAAAUCGAUGAGUUUUAUCAUCACUCAAGGCUGUAGUUUUACACUGUUGUUGUAUGUAUGUAUGUAUGUAUGUAUGUAUGCAUCUGUUUUAAAUGAAAAUGAAGAAAGGAAAAAAAAGCAUGUUCCGAAGAAAAGAAGGAUCCAUCCUGGAUGAAGAGAUACAUUUCUGUAUUUCUAUAUAGAUAUAUAGAUAUACUGAUGUGUAUAUAUUUAUGUAAGUGCUGUGUUUUAUUCCUCUCAUGUGUCUUUGCACUGAGGCAAAAGACAUUCGAUGAUGUGGAAAGAAAUGCACGCGAUGAUUCAAAAUGCUUUUUUCUAGCCUGCUUGUGCUAAUGGUUCCAGAGAAGAAAAACUACACAAAGCAGAGCUAACCCUAAGGACAUGAACCACAGAGAGAUCACUGCAGAUUGGGUUGCAGAUUUUUUUUCUCUCUUUUCAAGAAAACAUACAGAUGAGGAAACACAUGUUUGCUGUAUUCAAAGGAGUGCAGAAGUCUUGAGAGUAACUGUUUUGAAUGGAGCCAGUCAUCAAAUAGCUGAUAAUGCACUACCAUGUUUUCUCUGCUUACCUACAUAGUGUUUUACCCUUUAUAUAAAAGAGCUACGUUGUCCUCCCUAUCCAGUAGGGAGUUCUGCUGAAAUGGGAGACUUUACUAUGGUUAUAUUUCAAGAAAUGUUGUUGAUGUGCUGCUUUGCAAACAUCAUCACUAUUUGACUUGCAGUAAAAAAAAAAAGAAAAAAAAGGAAUUUGUUUUAUAUCAAGCUAUGGUAGAACUUUUCUCUUUUCAGUGUGUGCAUUUUUGUAAACUGUAUUAAAACAAAAAAACAGACAGCGUUUUAUGUAAAUGGCUUUAGUUGUCGAGUUAGGUUUACUAUUUCUGACUGACUACUCCAAUUGUUGACUACCAAGUGCCUGACCCUUUAAAAAUAUCUCACAGUAAUGAUGCAAACCACUUUCUUCAGUGCAUCAGAGCUCAAGAGUGGGGAACCUGGAAGGUGUGUGUGUGUAUAUAUAUAUAUAUAUAUAUAUACCGCUAUAUUAAUAUAUAUGUAUAAGAAAAUAGAUAUUUCAAGUCAAUUUGGUUAAUAUACUAACCUGGUUAGAACCUAGCAAUUAUUUGUUGCAAAACAGAAAGCCGUUGGAGAUAACAGAAAGACUUGUAUUUGUUUGUGUGGGUGAAUGAUUAAAAAGGAGGCUUGUGAAUUUUGUACUGCUGGAUGGGGGACAGAGUUUCCCAGAACCUACUGUAAUUGCUGUAGCAGUGCAGCCCAGCGGAGGCUGUUAACAGAAACAUGAACACAGCUGCAUGUUCAAGUCUGUAACUUGAUGUGAAAGGUUAUGAACACAGUGUCGCAAGGUGUAUAUUUUUGUUUGAGAAAGCAUUGCUGUUGACUUUUAUUUGAAUGCAGUCCUGCUGAAGGGACGCAAGGACGCAACAGUGCGCUCUUCGAGUGAAGUGCGGUCUAAAGUUUGUUUGAGGUCCAGAGUGUUGGAGGCUGUGCAACAAGACGGCAGUCUGAAAUGAACUUCAGCUGUUCUGUAGCUUUGCCUGCUGGAUCACCCUGUUUCAGGCUUCAGCAUGGUUGUGACCAAAUAUUUCGUAAAGAAAAAAAAAAGUUUCCUUAAAUAAAGGCACAAUGUUUAUUUGAAAACAAAUUUUGGAAAAAAAAACAAAACAAACAACCACGCGCCAUUUCAAAACGUUCAGCCAGUUGACAGCAGUACGGCUGAUACACGCAUGCAUCUGUUGUACUCAACUCAAAAGCGAAAGAGAAUGUGUUUGUUUUUAUUGUAUUAAUUAUGUUGUGUGUGUACCCCGAUAUGUAAUACCACUGGGUGGUUUGUAAGCCCAGGGUGUGAACUGCUUGCCCGCCCUGUGUGAGGGCGGUCGUGUUUUCUUGUAGCAGACAAACGGGAACAAUUCUUGUACAUGCAUACUUAUCUAUUUCUAUUUGACCCAUUUCAGAGCCCCUUUUUGUCACAGUGGGGCGGCUUUGACCAAAAACUACCCCCAUCCCUCCACAACAUCCCUCCCUUUUCCGUGCAGCCUUUUUCAGAUACAAUUGUAUCUACCCCCUCCAAAUUCCUUACAGUCGGUUUGCCAAACUUCAACUGUACCAAUCAAUUUCUGCAUAUUAAUACCAGUUUAAUAGUGGCUGUACUCUUUGCAUAAGUAAUGUUUGCAUGUUAUAUUACAAAAAAAGAAGGUAUGUGCAUGGAAAUAUAUUGUUUAUCUUCGUAUUUUUUUGAUACGCUGUAUUCAUCGGGUGUUCAUUUUUAUUGAUCUUUGAUAUAAAUUGGAGGUUUGUGGCAAAACUUUAUAUUAAAAAAACACACACACAAAAAAAAACCAGUGUUGGAAAAUUAUUAAAAGUUCCAACCAUGCAAGCAACUGGAACAAAA